This is a messenger RNA of Psylliodes chrysocephalus, 927 nucleotides long. Lineage: Eukaryota; Metazoa; Arthropoda; Insecta; Coleoptera; Chrysomelidae. The record is from the annotation of a GenBank genome assembly.
AUGGACUUAUACUGUUGCGAAACAGCAGAAAACGAAACUAAAGCUUACGAUGACCCGACACUGUUGCAGGACAGAGUACUCAAGAACUUACUUAAAACCGAGGAUAGGUACGUCCUGCCGUAUCCUGCCUCGUUGGUAGUACAAAAGGAAGUUACUGCCGAGAUGCGGAAGAUUGUGGCUGAGUGGAUGAUGGAGGUAUGUGAGGAGCAAAAGUGUCAAGACGAAGUAUUUUGUUUAGCAAUGAACUAUAUGGACAGAUUUUUAAUGUGUUGUUCUAUAAUGAAAAACCAACUACAGUUAUUAGGAACCACGUGUAUGUUAUUAGCAUCGAAAUUACGAGAAUCCAGGCCACUAGCUGGCGAAACUUUAGUGUACUAUACGGAUCAUAGUGUCACGAAAAAACAACUUUGGAGUUGGGAACUUCUAGUCUUAAGUAAAUUAAAAUGGGAUAUAUCCGCCGUUACGCCACACGAUUUUUUAAAACACCUUAUCAACAGGCUGCCGCCUCUCGAAAGCCAUUGGAACAUCAGUUACGAGAUGGUCCUUAACCACGCCAAAACACUAAUCACCCUUUGUGCGAGAGAGUUCAUUUUUUCGAGGUACCACCCAAGUAUUAUUGCAUGUGCGAGCAUAGCGUCGGCACUCUGUGGAGUCGGCUGGGUGGACAAAAGUGGACACAGCCUAGAGGAUCUUUUACAGAGACUGACUGAAAUAACCAAUAUAGAAAAGGACUACGUCCAACAAUGUCUAAGUCAGAUCGAUAAAAUGAUAAGAGAAUCUUCCUGUGCUGAUCAAGCACCUCAAUCUAGCGAUGUAACUAAUAUGGAUUCCACCCUGCGACCAGGAGAGUUUACGCCACCCCCCAUGGAAAAAAACCAACAUGAGACGGCGCUGACUCCGACGGACGUGCACGACAUACAUUUUUGA